This is a messenger RNA of Ophidiomyces ophidiicola, 870 nucleotides long. RefSeq lists its product as uncharacterized. NCBI's taxonomy places the organism in Eukaryota, Fungi, Ascomycota, Eurotiomycetes, Onygenales, Onygenaceae. Gene Ontology annotation, cellular component: nucleus. The transcript has a single exon. The coding region runs from base 1 to 870 and encodes 289 amino acids. The record is from RefSeq and is a predicted model, not a curated record.
AUGUCUACACCUCCAUAUCUCACGCCGCCACAAACCCGUGCUCACGUGUCACAGAUGGGUGGGCUUGAUCUAUUACAUUGCCAGUCUGAUCAAAAAGUUCACGCCUUUACGCCAUCACAGGGUCUACUCUCCACUGCAGUGAGCUGGCCCAGCAAUACCAAUUCGACCCAGAGCUAUUCGAACCCCGUUGCAAAACUUGGAGAAUAUCUACAUUUAGGAAUAUAUGAGGGGGUUGAUGCCCUACCCUCCCAUACUUCACCUUUCCUAAGUCCUCACACAACCUCCACCCCGAGCACAAUGGCUUCCCUCAGUUCUCCAAUGAUACGGGAAGAAUCUGCUGGCCUGAUGCGCGGGUUACAACGGAAUACAGAUCUUCCUCUAGCAGCAAGUUCUGAAAAAACGAUUAAGACCAUGCCCCAUAGCAAAAACAUAUCGAGAACAUUCCCCCAAGCCAAUUCCUCUUAUGAAAUGCCACGUUUUGCUCCUAUAGAAACCGAUCCCACACCAUCCAACACACUUCUUGAACUGGACAACAUCAUCAAAAGAGAGUGGUGUGACGGCGGAGUGGCGACCCAACCUGUGCCAGAUAUCACCAGCAACCCUUCCAAUGUUACUGCUAUGCGUAUUUCGGAGGUUCCAAAACGAUUUCACAAAAGUAUAACUGCUAUUAGUAGCAAAUAUGGGUGCCCGCAGUGUGGGAUGCAGUUCACCAGAAAGUCCAAUUGCAAGUCACAUAUAAAGAUACAUGAUCCAAACCGGAAAUAUUCUCACCAAUGCACCGUGACGUACUGUUUAAAGCAGUUCAGUCGAAAAACUGACCUUACCCGACAUAUUGAUAGCGUGAGACCUCAGCAUUUACUUUUAUAUUAA